AAAAUCUGUACUUGGACAGGUUUUUCUAGCCUAAAUUAUAGACAAAAAUUGACUUUGAGUAGAUUCAGGACGCAAAAUGUAUCUUUUAAUUUAAAAUAGAUUUAGGCCGAAAUGGCAUAUGAGCUCAGCCCAAUUUAUCAAGGCUUGGGCACAGAUGUUCAUCCCGUGCCCGUAGAUCACCGCCCACCAGUCCACCUUGACUUGUGGCAAUUUUUAUUUGGCAAAAGUCCGACCCAACCCGGCUCGUAUCGCCUCUAUAAAACUGGCAUGGGAAUUGGCCGUUCAAAUUCUCGGCCACACAUCUUAUCCCGCUCGAAUUCAAAACCAUUUCAAAACUUCAGAUUCUCUCUCCUCCAACUUCAACCAGAGUGUGUGUGGAAGGUUCAAAAAAGAAAAAAAAAAUAGAGUAAGAGAAGAAAUAAAGCGUAACACAUAGAGAGACGACAAUGGCGGAAAUUGAGCAAGACAAACAACUAACUCAAAAGAUCGCUGGAAUUUUGGAAGAAACCAAAGCUUCAUACGCAACUCACAACCGAAAACUUAAGGAACUCUCCAAUCUCAGAUCUUCAUCACCUCAAAAUUUCUUCUCUUCCUUCUGCAAAGCUCUCUUACCUGUCUUCAGUUUUCAGCGACGAACUGCCUCUGCUGAGCGCAUCAUCCGCUUUAUUUCCACCUUCGCCUGCUUCACUGACUCCAAAGGAUCCGCCAUUGAUGAUGGGGACGACUUUGUAGAAGCUUUCUUGCGGUUUCUUCUCUCUGCUGUUACUUCCGCUAACAAAACUGCGAGGUUUCGUUCAUGUCAGAUUAUUUCCGAGAUCAUAAUGCGAUUACCAGAUGAUGCAGAAGUGAGCAAUGAGCUCUGGGACGAGGUGAUAGAGAGCAUGAUCAUACGGGCGGGAGACAAGAUUCCCAUAAUCCGUACAUUUUCAAUUAGAGCUCUUUCACGUUUUGUGAAUGAUUCUGAGAACAGUGACAUUCUUGAUUUAUUCGUUCAAACACUGGAUUCAGAGCAAAAUGCUGAUGUACGAAAGACCAUUUUGCUAUCAUUACCCCCUUCAAAUGCUACAUCAUUAGUGAUCAUUAGUUGUACUCUUGAUGUUAACGAAUCAGUGCGCAAAGCAGCGUAUUUCGUUUUGGCCAAUAAGUUUCCUCUCCAGAGCCUCAGCAUCAAGCUCCGGGCUUUAAUUCUUCAGAGAGGACUGUCAGAUCGUUCACCAGCAGUUGUAAAAGAAUGUUUGAAGUUAAUGAUAGAUGAAUGGUUAUGCAAAAGCUGCAAUAACAAUCCUGUUGAACUUCUCAAGUACCUUGAUGUUGAGACAUAUGAGAAUGUUGGUGUUUCUGUUAUGAAGGCUCUCUUAGGUGCUGGCAUGGGUAAACCUGAAGGAAGUCAGAGGAUACAACAGUUCAAAGAAUCAUCCUUUGAUGAAAUUAGAGAUCCGGAUAAUUGCAACCAAGAUUUUAAACUACUGGAGCCAGAGGUUGCUCUCUAUUGGAGGGUUGUGUGUCAGCACUUACAUAAAGAGGCCCAGGAGAAGGGCUCUGAUGCUGCUGCAACUACAGGCACUGAAGCUGCAGUCUAUGCAGCAGAAUCAUCCGACAGUAGUGAGCUCCUGGAGAAAGUGCUCCCUGCAACUGUUUCUGAUUAUGUGGAAUUAGCCCAAGUACAUAUCACAGCAGGAGCAAAUUAUCGCUUUGCAUCACGGCAGCUGUUGUUGCUUGGUGCGCUGCUUGACUUCUCUGAUGCUACAAUCAGGAGGAUUGCCAGCACGUUUGUACAGGACUUGCUACAUAAGCCGCUUGAAUAUGAAAUAGACUGCAGUGGUAACAAGAUUGUCAUAGGAGAUGGCAUCAGCCUUGGUGGCGACAGAGACUGGGCUGAUGCAGUAGUGAGGUUGGUGAAGAAAGUCCAUGCUGCUGAUGGAGAGUUUGAAGAAGUUACUCUUCAGGUUGUGGCAGAACUUGCUAGGCCAUGCAGGGAAAGAAGUGCUGACUUCAUUGAGUGGUUGCAUUGCCUGGCUGUCGUUGGUCUUGUCUUGGAAAACACAAAAUCAUUACACUGGUUACAAGGCAAGGCUAUCGAACCUAUUGAAUUACUGAAUGCUUUGUUGCUUCCAGGGGCCAAGCACCUUAACUUGGAUGUCCAAAGGGUUGCUGUCAGAUGUCUUGGUCUUUAUGGAUUAUUGGAAAGAAGGCCAUGCGAAGAAGUGGUGAAACAACUAGGUUUAUCAUUUGUCAAGGGCCCCUCUUCCAUCAGCCUUCUUGCUAGCAAGGGAUUAAUAGAUCUUGUAAUGUGGCAUGGUCCUCAAGAAGUUGACAAAGCUAUAGGGGAAGAUUUUUUCUCACAGAUCCCUGAGAACCGGCUACAUCUUACCCCUGAAAUGUGCAAUAAAGUUGAUGGCGUAGAUGUUGGAGUACUGUAUCUUCUAUGUGCUGGUUUAGAAAGUGAUUUUUUUGGUCAAACAUUGGAGGUUGAGGAGAAUGAAUCAGUCCAAGCGACUCUUGGGGAGGGUUUAGCAAAGAUUCUUCUUUUGAGUGAGCAUUACCCUAGCAUACCCGGUUCCUUACAUUUGUUAAUCUUGGCCAAGUUGAUUGCUUUCUAUUUCAGCGAGGAGAACAAUGAACAGAGGUUAAAGCAAUGUCUAUCAGUGUUUUUUGAGCAUUAUCCUUCACUGUCAGCUAAUCAUAAGAAGCAUCUUUCCAAGGCCUUUGUUCCAGUGAUGCGUGCAAUAUGGCCUGGAAUUAAUGGGAAUCAUGGGGGAUCUGCUGCCAUGAUAUCUACUAUGCGUAAACGUGCCGUACAAGCAUCACGCUUUAUGCUACAGAUGAUGCAGUCGACAUUGUAUAAAAAGGAGACUGAUAAUCACGUAAAUAAUUUGCCAGAGAAAAACGUAGGUUCUUCAGAGCACAGUGAUGGAAUUGAGGCUGGAGAGGAGGGCCUUGCUAUACGGUUAGCUACUGAGGUGGCUGGCUUCCAGACAAAGAAAACAGCAGCAGAGAAAUCAUAUAUUUCAGCACUAUGCAAGACCAUAGUGUUACUUCAUUUCCGAGAGUCAGAACAAGGAACAAUCAAGUUGAUGCAGCUUCUUCUAAGUCGUGUUGCUGGAUCUGUUUCAUAUGAUAAAGAGCUUGUAAAAGAGCUAACUAUCAUGGCUAAACGGUUGAAGGCGUUGGAUGGAAAUCCAGAUGAGUUGUCCAGUGAUCAAAUUAAUGUCAUUCUAGGGAUGCUGGAUCUGGAUUAUGAUCUUGAUGAUGAUCAUUCAAGUGAAAUACCACCAACCCCAGCUCCACGUUCCACUCGACCAACCCUUUCAAGAAGACGUCUACGGCGUGAAGAAAGCUCUUCUGAUGAAGAAGUGUCACCUACGUCUGUUGUUCCUUCAACUGUUAUGUCAGGAACACGUUCCCACAGGGCCAGCAAAACAGCAGCAUUAACAAAGAUGACUGCUAGUAGAGCCUGUGAUAAUAUAGAAGAAGAAGAAGGAGAAGGCUCAGAUCUAACUUCUGAAGAGGAGGCUAAUAACUCUGACUCAUCAGCUUCAAUGACUUGUUAACGGUAUCAAAUAUCUUCCUCAUCGUUGUAAUUUAACAUGCUUUUGUUAGGUGUAUUUAAGGCUAUGUUGAAGAUCUUCUGCAGGCAAUACUUUGAUAACAUCAAAUGGAGAUGCUUGACUACUAUAUGUACACAAAUCAGCUUACAGGUAGCCACUUUAUUGAUCAUCGUGCCUUCUAUAUUGUAUACAAUAGCUUAUGAUAACCCUUCGUGUGAAACGGGUCGAUUGCUUUUCUUUUAGAUCGAAACAAUUAAAGGUUAUAUGAAAGGUAACCAAAAUUACAUA
Molecule: messenger RNA, 3836 nt
Organism: Beta vulgaris subsp. vulgaris (sugar beet)
Lineage: Eukaryota; Viridiplantae; Streptophyta; Magnoliopsida; Caryophyllales; Amaranthaceae
Exons: 12
Coding region: 447-3551 (1034 amino acids)
Biological process (GO): mitotic chromosome condensation
Cellular component (GO): condensed chromosome; condensin complex
Source: RefSeq, a predicted model, not a curated record